AUGGCAGACAUCGCGUUGGAUGAAUUGUUCUGCGAGACAGUGGUGCUCGACCUGCGCUGCCGGUGCGAGGCGAAUCAGCCGAUCUCGGUGGACGCGCUGAAGGCUGCCCUGGCGGAAAACGUGAAAGUUAUUGAUUCACAACUGAAACUUGCGACCGUCGAGUACGAAAAGACCCAGCAGACGGCUCUGGUGACGGGCAGCGGCGAGCAGCUGUUGUUACUCACGAGCGAAGCUCAUCAUGAUGUGACGGGAAAACCGGCUCCAGAGCUGGAAACCAUGCGGACCAUCAUCGAAGGUGGUCGGCGGCACGGGGAGAUCCUGGAUCGGCUCGCAGACCCAGGUAGCCGGCGGCAAGUGCGAUCGUCGACGCGGGUGAUGUGUGCGCUGGAUGUCGCCCUUCCUCAGCCGGUCCAGAUCCGGGACUUCGGCUGCUUCGUGGAUCACUUCGCAACGCUCGCGCCCGAAUUCAAGGGUCACGCACUCGAGGACGUCGAACUGCCGAAGAUCCGGUUCAGAGCGCCCGCUGUAUUACAUAGCGAACCGAUUGGCGGUGACCGGACGCGAAUCUGGUCGUGUGGCCCGAGUACUUCCAGUCCUGCGCGAUUACGAACUCGAGAUUCGCCUGUGUGUUGGGGCGCGGUGGAAGCGACAUCUCACGAAACGGAUGCCCCUGCGCAUAUCUUCGGUUACACCAUCUUCCAGCGAUUUCAGCGCCCCCGCGAUACUCAGCUCGAGAGAUCUCCACCGGACUCGGUCUCCAGUAAGGAGCAAGGACUUUUUCGGGACGCCGAAUGUCCUCGGCCCCUGGAUCGUGACGGCCCGACGAAGUCGUUCAGCCUCGACUUCCCCGCGGCUGUACCCGGGGUGGAAGUCUUCUGUUCCGGCACCGUGCCAGUGGAUGCGGCUUGGAACACGGGCGGUUCCUCGAACCGGGAGACG
This is a messenger RNA of Mesorhabditis spiculigera, 939 nucleotides long. The record is from the annotation of a GenBank genome assembly. Lineage: Eukaryota; Metazoa; Nematoda; Chromadorea; Rhabditida; Rhabditidae.